AUGGCUGAGAUUUGGGGCAUGUAUAUUGGGGUUAAACUAGCAUCUGAGUUGGGGAUUAGGACGUUGGUGGUGGAAUCAGACUCAAAGUGCGCUAUAACGCUGACUCAGAAGAUGUCACCGGAGAUCCAUGGUAACUCCUCCCUCAUUCGUUCUAUCAAGGAGCUUUUGGUGAAGAUGGAAGAUGUUAAAGUUAGACACAUCUACAGAGAGGCGAAUUUCUGUGAUGAUACUCUUGCUAAACUCGGACAGGAACAUGAACUAGGAAUUAAAUUUUGGGAACAACCACCUCCAUAUUUGUUCCAUCAUCUUCUUGCUGAUGCAUGCGGGAUGAAGUUCAGCAAAAUUGCAACGGGACUGUCAGAAGGAAGCGGAGAUGAAACUGUCGAAAGGAAAGCGCAGACGGAACUGACGGAAGGAAGCGUAAACAAAACUGCCGGAAGGGAGCGCAAACGGAACUGA
This is a messenger RNA of Arachis ipaensis, 459 nucleotides long. The record is from RefSeq and is a predicted model, not a curated record. Lineage: Eukaryota; Viridiplantae; Streptophyta; Magnoliopsida; Fabales; Fabaceae.